This is a messenger RNA of Neoarius graeffei (lesser salmon catfish), 2551 nucleotides long. Its product is annotated as zinc finger BED domain-containing protein 4-like. The record is from RefSeq and is a predicted model, not a curated record. The coding region runs from base 1316 to 2551 and encodes 411 amino acids. Lineage: Eukaryota; Metazoa; Chordata; Actinopteri; Siluriformes; Ariidae. The transcript has 4 exons.
CAGCUGCAUUCACUAUGUGCUGCAGGGUCUUACGAUUAGCAGCUGUACAGCUCCCAAACCACACAGUGAAUGCAGCUCAUCAGAAUGCUCUUAAUGGUUCCACAGUAGAAGGUGUGCAUGAUGGGUGUCAGGGCCCUGGUUCUUUUCAGCUUCCGGAGGAAAUAGAGGUACUGCUGGGCUUUCUUGGCCAGUGAUGCAGUGUUCUUCCAGGAGAGGUCAUCUGUGAUGUGUACCCCCAGGAAUUUGGUGCUGCUCACCCAUUCCACAGCAGUUCCAUUGAUAGUCAGCAGGGGAUGCUGGGUGUGGGCCUUCCGGAAAUUGAUAACAAUCUCUUUUGUUUUUUUCCACGUUUAAGGAGAGAUUGUUAUUCAUGCACCAUGUGGCCAGUUGAUUCACGUCACUUCUGUAAUUUGCUUCGUCAUUGUUACUGAUGAGAUCCACCACAGUUGUGUCAUCAGCAAAUUUGAUGAAGUGGUUGGAGCUGUAUGUUGGAGCACAGUCAUGGGUUAGCAAGGUGAACAGCAGGGGACUGAGCACACACCCUUGGGCCUCUGUGAUUGGUGUGAUGGUUUCUGAUGCCUUGUUCCUGAUUAGAGAUGCUCCGAUUGAUCGGACGCCGAUCAUGAUCGGCAGAUAUCGCCUAAAAAUUGUUUGAUCGUAGGACCCUAAAAAAGUUGAUUAAACCACAUGACGUAGGCUACUCGCGCAAUGUUUUUUUUCGACUGCGCAUCGCAUGGACUCAGCAGAGUGGAGCUCUUACAAGUGGCAGCAUGAGUUCUCCUGUCUGGAAGUUCUUCACAGUGUCUGACAAAGACAUAAAAUUUGCAGUUUGCAAUGUAUGCCAUGAUGAAAUCCCUCGAGGUGGAAGCAACCCUCGAAAUUUCAGUACCACUAACCUCAUUAGGCAUCUUAGAACACGCCAUUAUACAACUGAAUAUGCCGAGUAUGAGAAGCUAAACCAGCCGAAGCCAGCGUUGAGCUCAUCCCCAUCCCCCAAUCAGCCGACUGUGAGUGAGACACUUCAACGACGUGAACCAUACAGCAGGGAUAGUAAGAGGUGGAAAGACAUCACAUUUAAAAUUAUGGAAUUCAUUUGCCUCGAUGAACAGCCUCUAUCCGUUGUGGAGGAUACAGGGUUCCGUCGCCUGCUAACCUGUCUUGAUCCACGAUAUGACCCCCCCCAGGCAGGAAAUACCUAACAGACGUGUGUCUCCCUCAGUUGUACCAAACAGUGUUUACAUACAUUGACUCGCUUCUGAAGGAUAAUAUAUAUUUCAGCUUCACAAGCGAUAUUUGGAGUGCAGAUGCCUGUCCAAUGUCCCUGCUAAGCCUAACGGUGCACUUUAUUGACUCAGACUUUGUCAGACACAACAUUGUGCUCCACUGCCAGGAUUUCACAGGCACACAUUCUGCAGCGGCUUUGGUGGAAUCAUUUAGCGGCAUGUUUCAGUCAUGGGGGAUCUCAAGAGAAAAAAUCCACUCAAUUUUAACAGACAACGCCAAAAACAUGCAAAAAGCAAUGAGAGGCGCAGAUUUCCCUGGCCUGCCGUGUAUGGCACACACUCUCCAGCUUGGUGUGAGUGACGGAAUAUUGUCCCAGCGAAGUAUUUUGGAUAUCACAGCCUCAGGGAGAUGCAUUGUUGGGCACUUUAAACAUUCUCCAUUGGCAUACACCCGGCUGGAACAUUUUCAAAGGCAACUCGGCCAACCAAUUAAAAAACUCCGCCAGGAUGUUCCCACGCGAUGGAACAGUACAUUGUACAUGCUCCAGAGUCUGUUAGAACAAAAACUUGCGCUCGCCUCCUAUGCAGCAGAAUACGAAUUGCCAUGCACGUUCACAAUCCACCAGUGGAAAUUAAUUGAAAAUACGAUCUCCAUCCUCUCCCCAUUUGAAGAGCUCGCACAACAGAUCAGCUCAUCAACUGCGUCAGCUGCGGAUGUGAUUCCAUGUAUAAGAGCUCUCACCCGUCUCUUGGAGAAGACAGUAGAGUCUGACCAUAGCGUGAAAACAGCAAAAACGGUGCUACUGGAAGCUGUCAGAAGACGAUUUGCUGACAUUGAUACACAGAAGCUAUAUGCAAUUGUAACAAUGCUUGAUCCAAGGUACAAAGACAGAUACUUUCCAGAGGCACUCAAACCAACUUUACGUGAUUUGUUUCAGGACACUGUGGCAGCCCAUAGCCACACUGAAUUGCCAAGUACAAGCAGUGUGGAGGUACCCAGUUCCAGCGGGUCAACAAAUAGCCCACCAGCUUGCUCUUUGCAGGCAAUGUUUGCUGAGCUGGUGGAGGAGGACACAGGACACAAUCAACAAGAAAUCACAAUCAUCUCGCAGAUCAACCACUAUCUAGCAGAACCCGUAAUGCUACGCAGUGGACAGCCACUUGCCUAUUGGCAGGUAGUGUCUCCAGUGGACCCCAGGAUUGACCUGAAAUAUUGCAGUGUGGUUGUCAGUAGUGAGGGGCAUCUGAUGAAGAGUGUGAAUCACUGCAGAAAAACCUCCAGUAGGGAGUUCUGCAGAAGUUAUGUCGUAGACUGUACUAGACGUUGA